Molecule: messenger RNA, 826 nt
Organism: Anastrepha ludens (Mexican fruit fly)
Lineage: Eukaryota; Metazoa; Arthropoda; Insecta; Diptera; Tephritidae
Product: salivary glue protein Sgs-5-like
Exons: 3
Coding region: 182-646 (154 amino acids)
Source: RefSeq, a predicted model, not a curated record
AUACAAAUUUUUCACUGAGCGAGCAGUGAAGUAGCGAAUUGAAAGCGGCUUUUAUUUUCUAACUUAUUUUUCAUUUUAGUGAUAAGAGAUAGUUCAGUGUUUGUGAUCAACUGUUAGUUGGUAGUUCAUCAGAAUACUUGUAGUUGUUCAAAAAAAAAAAGAAAAGUAAAAUAGAAUAAAAAUGUGCACCUAUCGCAAAACGGCAGUACUUUUGCUCUCACUGAACUAUUUCGCUAUAGUUGCCGAUUCGCACUUGGCUAACGUGAAAGAGCGUGUUUGUCCGGAGCGAUGCAAUUUUCAAUUCAAUUGUGAUCCCUACUACAGUGGGCCCCCCGUGUGGGUAAUUGUCGAUGAUGUUUGCAAACUUUUCAAAACGGACUGCCUUUUCGCCACCGUCAAUUGUCAACGUCAAAAUGAAUGCAAGCCAAGAUUGACUACAACAUUUCAGCAAAUAUGCCAAGCGAAGUGCAUGGAUGGGUGCGAAAAUGCACCGAGUAAACCGGUUUGCGCUGCUUUUCCUUAUGUGACAGUGCAUGGCGAUCGCAAUGAUGGUAUGAUAACCUUUAGAAAUCAAUGCGAGUUGGACAAGUGGUCUUGCUGGAAUUCCAAAGCUUAUCUGCAAGUUAUCGAGGGUCCUUGCUUCUAAAAUACUUUGAUAGACACAUCUGGAUUUAAAAUUAUACUUUUUAAUUUGUAAUGAGUUUUUGUAGGAAAUUUUUGUGUAAUCUUGAUUAAAAUUAAUCGUCUGAUGAAAUGUGAUUGUAAAGUGUUGGGCGUUUGAUGUGGGUGAUGUACAGAGAGUAAUAAAAUAUGUAUAAUACGACUA